UGGCGAGAUCCGGGUCGAGGGACGAGCGACCGGAGCGGCACCACCUACCGUUCGGAAGUGAGCAUAGAUGCUAAUGAUUCGCUUACACAGAAGUACCAGAGUUCAUGCUACUCAAACCAACUACUCCACUUAAGCUAUGAUUGGUAUGCACGUGAGUUGUAUACUUAAUCAGGUCGGCCCCACCCUCGCCCCCAGGUCGGUGAAAAAUUUUAGUGCGUGCCAACAUAUUUCAUUAUUACUACUGAAUCGCUGCAGUUGAUAAACCCCCACGGUUGGAAAUUGUCCACUGCUGCGUCUGAAAAAUAUAUAUAGGAAUUGGAAUUUCCAGCCCACAACAAAAUUUGGCAGUUCUUCUUUUCCUUCUCUUCUCUCUUUCUGGUCCAGUGGAAUUCCUUACUAUUCCUAUCGCUUUUGUAUCUUCAAUUGCCACCAGACUUCCAUUUGCCAUGUCGUCCGUCGAUCAAAAAGCUAUCAGCACCAUCCGUCUUUUGGCUGUGGAUGCCGUCGCUGCUGCCAACUCCGGUCACCCAGGUGCUCCAUUGGGUUUGGCUCCAGCUGCCCACGCCGUAUUCAAGAAGAUGAGAUUCAACCCUAAGGAUACCAAGUGGAUCAACAGAGACAGAUUCGUCUUGUCCAACGGUCACGCCUGUGCCUUGUUGUACUCGAUGUUGGUUCUCUACGGCUACGACUUAACCGUCGAAGACUUGAAGAAGUUCAGACAAUUGGGCUCCAAGACCCCUGGUCACCCAGAAAACACCGAUGUUCCAGGUGCUGAAGUCACUACCGGUCCAUUAGGUCAAGGUAUCUGUAACGGUGUUGGUAUUGCCCUUGCCCAAGCUCAAUUCGCUGCCACCUACAACAAGCCAGACUUCCCUAUCUCCGACUCGUACACCUACGUCUUCUUGGGUGACGGUUGUUUGAUGGAAGGUGUUUCUUCGGAAGCCUCUUCUCUUGCUGGUCACUUGCAAUUGGGUAAUUUGAUUGCCUUCUGGGACGACAACAAGAUCUCCAUUGACGGUUCUACUGAAGUUGCAUUCACCGAAGACGUUAUCGCCAGAUACAAGUCGUACGGAUGGCACAUUGUUGAAGUCAGCGAUGCAGACACCGAUAUCACUGCCAUUGCUGCUGCCAUCGACGAAGCCAAGAAGGUUACCAAUAAGCCAACUUUGGUUAGAUUGACUACCACCAUCGGUUUCGGUUCGCUUGCUCAAGGUACUCAUGGUGUCCACGGUGCUCCAUUGAAGGCUGAUGACAUCAAGCAAUUGAAGACUAAGUGGGGCUUCAACCCAGAAGAAUCCUUCGCUGUUCCAGCUGAAGUUACUGCUUCCUACAACGAGCACGUUGCUGAAAACCAGAAGAUUCAACAACAAUGGAACGAAUUGUUCGCUGCCUACAAGCAAAAGUACCCAGAAUUGGGUGCUGAGCUCCAACGUCGUUUGGACGGUAAGUUGCCAGAAAACUGGGACAAAGCCUUGCCAGUCUACACCCCAGCCGACGCUGCCGUUGCUACCAGAAAGUUGUCUGAAAUCGUCUUGUCCAAGAUCAUUCCAGAAGUGCCAGAAAUCAUUGGUGGUUCUGCCGAUUUGACUCCUUCCAACUUGACCAAGGCCAAGGGCACUGUUGACUUCCAGCCUGCCGCUACUGGCUUGGGUGAUUACUCUGGUAGAUACAUCAGAUACGGUGUUAGAGAACACGCUAUGGGUGCUAUCAUGAACGGUAUCGCUGCCUUUGGUGCCAACUACAAGAACUACGGUGGUACUUUCUUGAACUUUGUCUCCUAUGCUGCUGGUGCCGUCAGAUUGUCUGCAUUGUCUGAAUUCCCAAUCACUUGGGUCGCUACACACGACUCUAUCGGUUUGGGUGAAGACGGUCCAACCCAUCAACCUAUCGAAACAUUGGCUCAUUUCAGAGCUACUCCAAACAUCUCUGUCUGGAGACCAGCUGAUGGUAAUGAAACCUCUGCUGCUUACAAGAGUGCUAUCGAAUCUACCCACACUCCACACAUUCUUGCCUUGACCAGACAAAACUUGCCACAAUUGGAAGGAUCCAGUAUUGAAAAGGCUUCUAAGGGUGGUUACACUUUGGUCCAACAAGACAAGGCUGACAUCAUCAUCGUUGCUACUGGUUCCGAAGUGUCUCUUGCUGUCGAUGCCCUCAAGGUCUUAGAAGGCCAAGGCAUCAAGGCUGGUGUCGUCUCCUUGCCAGAUCAAUUGACCUUCGACAAGCAAUCUGAAGAAUACAAGUUGUCUGUCUUGCCAGAUGGCGUUCCAAUCUUGUCUGUUGAAGUUAUGUCCACCUUCGGCUGGUCUAAGUACUCUCACCAACAAUUCGGUUUGAACAGAUUCGGUGCUUCCGGUAAAGCUCCAGAAAUCUUCAAGCUCUUCGAAUUCACCCCAGAAGGUGUUGCUGAAAGAGCUGCCAAGACUGUUGCCUUCUACAAGGGCAAGGAUGUUGUGUCUCCAUUGCGUUCUGCCUUCUGAACGUUUGGUUAUGUCUCUCUUUUAUCUAGUUACAUUUAGUUAUGUUAAAUUUUAAUUCAAGUUUUGGUUCUAGCUUGUGUAAAUGAACAUUCAUUUUAUAUAGCUUGCUCUCGUU
Messenger RNA from Scheffersomyces stipitis CBS 6054, 2595 nucleotides. It is a transcript of the gene TKL1, whose product is annotated as transketolase. Gene Ontology annotation, cellular component: cytosol. The coding region runs from base 447 to 2480 and encodes 677 amino acids. The transcript has a single exon. Gene Ontology annotation, biological process: pentose-phosphate shunt. Gene Ontology annotation, molecular function: transketolase activity. The record is from RefSeq and is a predicted model, not a curated record. NCBI's taxonomy places the organism in Eukaryota, Fungi, Ascomycota, Pichiomycetes, Serinales, Debaryomycetaceae.